GUUGUAAACUGAGGCUCAGGGCAGGGCAGCCCUCCAGCUGUUCUCUGGAAUUUCCCACACCUGGGCCAUUGAGCAAUGCUCCUUCCCGGGCAUCUUGGAUGAACUCUGAACACUUCAGCCAGUCAGUGUGUGGCCUUCCAAGUUGAGUGGCAGGACUUCAGCCACUUGAGCAUCCAGAGCAGCCGAGUCUCACGUGAGCACCAGUGCGGGCUGCUUCCUGCCUCCCGCAGACCUGGCCUUCAGGCUGUUCCCAAGCCAAUGAACCCCAUGAACCCCAUGAAACCUGCCCUGCCCCCCGCACCACACAGUGAUGGUCCAUUCGCAUAUGAGGCGGUGCCUUGGCAACAGAGUGCCACUCAGCCAGCAGGAUCACUGUCUGUGGUCACAACCGUGUGGGGAGUCGGCAACGCAGCACAGAGCCAGGUUUUGGGGAACCCCAUGGGCCCUGCAGGGAGCCCCCCCGGCAGCUCCGUGAUGCCCGGCAUGGCAGGCGGCAGCUCUGCCCUGAGCUCCCCACAGUGCCUCGGACAGCAGGCGUUCGGUGAGGGUGGUGCCAACAAGGGCUAUGUGCCGCAAGGGGUGUAUGGCCGCGGGGGCUACCCCGGGGGCCCUGGCUUCACUACCGGGUAUGCGGGCGGCCCAGGGGGGCCGGGGGGCCUGGGCCUCCCCUCACACUCAGCACGGCCAUCCACUGACUUCACUCAAGCAGCAGCAGCUGCUGCAGUGGCUGCUGCCGCCGCCACAGCCACCGCCACAGCCACGGCCACCGUGGCCGCCCUCCAGGAGAAGCAGAGCCAGGAGCUGAGCCAGUACGGAGCGAUGGGGGCUGGACAGUCUUUUAACAGCCAGUUCUUGCAGCACAGUGGUCCCCGAGGGCCCAGCGUGCCCAGCAGCAUGAACCCGGCCAGCGUGGGAGGGCUGAUGGGCCCCUCCAGCAUGAGCCCCAUGGGCAUGAACCCUACCCGGGCAGCGGGCAUGGCGCCCCUCUAUUCAGGGCAGCGCCUGCCCCAGCAAGGGUACCCAGGCCCCCCCCAGGCCCAGCCGCUGCCCCGACAGGGUGUCAAGAGAGCCUACUCGGGCGAGGUGUACCCUGGGCAGCAGUACCUGCCAGGAGGCCAGUAUACGCCUGGUGCCACCCAGUAUGCGCCUAGCCCCGGGCAGCCCCCUGCCCCAUCCUCCUACCCCGGGCACAGGCUGCCCCUGCAGCAGGGCACAAGCCCAUCCCUGUCCACCGCCAGCCCUGUGGGACCACACUUCAAGCCUGCAGAGCAGUUCAACGGGCAGGGUGCCAGCUUCAACGGAGGCAGCAUCAGCUACAGCCAGCCUGGCCUGAGCGGGCCCGCUCGUUCCAUCCCUGGCUACCCCAGCUCCCCACUGCCUGGGAGCCCCACGCCACCCAUGACCCCCGGCAGCAGCAUCCCCUACAUGUCUACCAGUCAGGAGGUCAAGUCUCCCUUCCUGCCUGACCUCAAACCCAGUGUGAGCAACUUGCACCCAUCGCCACCUGGCAGUGGCCCCUGUGACGAGCUGCGGCUGACCUUCCCCGUGCGGGACGGGGUGGUCCUGGAGCCCUUCCGCCUGCAGCACAACCUGGCGGUGAGCAACCAUGCUUUCCAGCUCCGAGACUCCGUCUACAAGACCCUGAUGCUGAGGCCUGACUUGGAGCUGCAGUUCAAGUGCUACCACCACGAGGACCGGCAGAUGAACACCAACUGGCCAGCCUCGGUGCAGGUCAGUGUCAACGCCACCCCACUCACCAUCGAGCGCGGCGACAACAAGACCUCCCACAAGCCCCUCUACCUGAAGCACGUGUGCCAGCCGGGCCGCAACACCAUCCAAAUCACCGUCACCGCCUGCUGCUGUUCUCACCUCUUCGUGCUGCAGCUGGUGCAUCGGCCAUCCGUCCGCUCCGUGCUGCAGGGCCUCCUCAAGAAGCGCCUCCUGCCCGCCGAGCACUGCAUCACCAAGAUAAAGCGGAACUUCAGCAGCGGAACCAUUCCUGGCACCCCAGGGCCCAACGGAGAGGAUGGGGUGGAGCAGACAGCCAUCAAGGUGGCCCUCAAGUGCCCCAUCACCUUCCGCAGGAUCCAGCUCCCUGCCCGGGGCCACGACUGUCGCCACAUACAGUGCUUUGACCUGGAGUCCUAUUUACAGCUUAACUGUGAGCGAGGGACCUGGAGGUGCCCCGUGUGCAACAAGACGGCGUUGCUGGAGGGCCUCGAGGUGGACCAGUACAUGCUGGGCAUCCUCAUUUACAUUCAGAACUCUGACUACGAGGAGAUCACCAUCGACCCCACGUGCAGCUGGAAGCCAGUGCCGGUGAAGCCUGACUUGCACGUCAAGGAAGAGCCGGAUGGGCCGGUGCUGAAGCGCUGCCGCACUGUGAGCCCUGCCCACAUGCUCAUGCCCAGCGUGAUGGAGAUGAUCGCCGCCCUGGGCCCGGGUGCCACACCCUUCACCCCCCUGCAGCCCCCCUCAGCCCCAGCCCCUGGCGACUACCCCAGCCAGGGUUCCAGCUUCCUGGGACCCGGGACCUUCCCCGAAUCCUUCCCAUCCACCACGCCCAGCACCCCAACCCUGACUGAGUUCACCCCAGGGCCACCGCCUGUCUCCUAUCAGUCCGACAUUCCCAGCAACCUCCUGACGCCAGAGAAGUCCGGCCCCUGCCUCCCAGGCCAGAUGGCACCAGCAGGUCACCUGGACCCAGCCCAUAACCCUGGGCCCCCGGGGCUGCACGCCCCUAACCUUGGAGGCCCCCCAGGGCCCCAGCUGCAUCAUCCAAACCCUCCCCCAACAUCCCGGCCAGCUCUGGGCCCAGUGAACUCGGGGCCUCUCAGCGAGCUGGCCUUCAGUGCUGCCACAGGCAUGAUGGGGCACCCUGUGUCUGGGGCAGGGGAGGCCCCGGAACCGACUCUGGACGUGGUGUGCGAGCCAGAACCAGUGCAUAAAAGACAGCUGCUUCCAGAACUGACCAACCCCGAUGAGCUGCUGUCCUACCUGGGCCCGCCCGACCUCCCCACAAACAGCAACGAUGACCUGCUUUCUCUCUUCGAGAACAACUGAUCCUAUCUGUCAACCACCUGGCUGGCAGGGACGUGCCCACCGCUGUCUCGCACCCUUCUUUCCAGCCCAGCCCCACCUGACACCAGCGGCCCUCCCCACGUGUACACCUGGAGCUGGGACCCGCCUCCGACACCUGGCUGCCGGAGGCUGCACCGCACUGGCUGGGAAGGGAGCCCUGGGGCAGGGUUCUCACUGGCCCAGUUUGCAGCUGCAGAACUGUUUUUGAGGAGAUGCCCAGCCCUGCCCCCAUCUGUGCCAGCCCAUGCUUGUCCAGCCCUGCCUGGUUCAUGCAUACCCACCACCCCUGAACUCCAGCCUCACCCAGGCCCCCCACCCCGCCUGCUCCCACCAGCCUGCAUCUUGUCCAGCGUUGACCUUUCUGUUUCAAUGACCCGUUUGGCCCUAGGCCAGCAAGGAGUGGGUUACUCUGUCCUGGGGCCUGGUCUCGCCCAACUUGCUAUGGUAGGGGCUUCAGACUGAGGCUGGGGGUGGGGGGCUCUAAAGCACAACAGUGUACAUAGUGUAGAAACACUAAUAGAUGUAGGGUGGCUGAUUCCUCUGUGCAGGUUGGGUCUCCGUGGGCUCCUGUCCUCACCCAUGUGCAGGCCGGGACGGGUGGAGGGCAGCAGGCUCCCUCCUGCUGGCGUUUGGGCUCAGACUCGGCCCCAUGUGCAGAUUCUCCAGCAGCCUGUUCCCCCAAAGUUCCCCUUUUCUGUAAGAGUGAAGAAUUGGUCCCACAGUGUUUUUUAAGUCCACCUCUCCUCCCACGUCCACCCUGGGGCCACGCCAGGUGGGGGAGGAGGGGCCACCACACUCUAGGUGCAGGGCUGAGUCGUGUCCCCUGUCUGCCUGUCUCUAUUAAAGGACUCCCUCGUGGUGGGCCUGGCAAGUCCCUCCUUCCUGCUCCACCUGCUUACCACACAUGGGCGGGGCUCCCUGCUCAAGGCAAGGACCAGCUAUUUGCAACCCGUGGUAAAUUUCCUUGUCCCUGGAAUUUUCCAAGUUGGCUCUGUCUAGAGAGCUAUUUGUGAAGUGUCACCAGGGCUGGGAGACACAUCUGCCACCACGUCACCGUGUGGGCUUGCCUCAGGCGUGGAGCCAGCUAUGGGGCAAAGGGGCAGGGUCUGAGUGCCUGACCAGCUGCAUACUGGUUCAUCUGUGCAUUCAUUGCCCAAGUGGCCCCGUGGGCCUUCCAGUCCAGCAGAAAAGGCUUAUGAGCCCUGUCGGGGAGGGGGGGGGCACAGCCAGAGACCGGCCCCAGUGGAUGUGGGGCAGUGUCCAGGAUGGGGCGGCUCCAGGUUGCCCACUGACAUUUUGAAACCCCAGGUGUGGGCCUUCCUAUGCCUCUGCAGCCUUGUUUCUACCUGAGGGAACAGAAGUAGAGAAAGGCUACGGGAGGAACAGUGGCCCCAGGGUUGUAAGGGGCAGAGAGGCAAGCCCCAGGGUUUGCCCAGAAGCCCACCCCAAGGACAGGUAGGCAGCAGGGUCAGAGACAGGCCCAGCACAGCCCACCCCUAGGAGUGGGGGGCGGGGGGGCACGCUCCUACCUGUUCUGGGGGGCAUUAGGCACAGCUGGGAAUGUCCCAACUUGUGGUCUCGGUGGGCCUUUGCACCCUCGGCCUGUAACAUUCUGGAUGUUGGGUGGAGUGGGGAGAACAGGAGGUGGGGAUGAGCCAAGAUAGCUUCUAGCUACUCAAACUCCACCCGUGGGGGCAGGGAGUGGGUGUGAGGGGAAAUUGCACACCAUCAGGGCCCCCAGCUCCGAUGUCACUGCAGCAUCUUUUCAAACACAGCAGGAUGAAAUUAAGGUGUGGGAGUUGAUGAAAUGUGAUUGCAUUCCUGUAAAACAUGACACCAAAUAUAUACAUUUCAUGGAUUCACACACAUGAGGCAGUGAUGAAAGGAAGCAAGAUGGUCAACAUGUUGGCCACAGUGCUUCCUAUCAGAACAGCAUGGGUAUGUCCAGGGAGAGUAUCAAUGGUGUCCUCAUCCUCAAGGGGAGCGGUGGUUUCAUGAGCUUCACAUGCUUCAUAUAUUGUAUAUCCCAGUAAGUCCUUGAUGGCUCAGCAGGUAAAGAAUGUGCCUGCAAUGUUGAAGACAGGAGAUGUAGGUCCUAUUCCUAGGUCAGGAAGAUCCCCUGGAGGAGGAAAAUGGCAACCCGCUCCAGUCUAGCCUGGAGAAUCCCAUGGACAGAGGAACUUGGAGGGCUACAGUCCAAAGGGUCACAGAGUCAGACACAACUGAGUGACUAAGCACAAUGUACAUACCAAAUACACAACUUAAAAAGCCAACUAGGCCUAACAGAACUGUUCACCGGACAGCAGCAGAAUACAUGUUAUUUUUGAGUGCAUGUGGAACAUUCUCCAGGAGAGACCACGUGUUAGACUGUGAAACAAGUCUCAAUAAAAAAAGUUGAAAUCAUACAAAGAA
This is a messenger RNA of Dama dama (fallow deer), 5493 nucleotides long. RefSeq names its product zinc finger MIZ-type containing 2 (gene ZMIZ2). NCBI's taxonomy places the organism in Eukaryota, Metazoa, Chordata, Mammalia, Artiodactyla, Cervidae. The record is from RefSeq and is a predicted model, not a curated record. Bases 259 to 3063 code for a protein of 934 amino acids. Gene Ontology annotation, molecular function: SUMO ligase activity; zinc ion binding. Gene Ontology annotation, biological process: protein sumoylation; regulation of transcription by RNA polymerase II. The transcript is spliced from 20 exons.